Annulohypoxylon maeteangense is the source of this 3408-nucleotide messenger RNA. RefSeq names its product kinesin-domain-containing protein. Gene Ontology annotation, molecular function: ATP binding; microtubule motor activity; microtubule binding. Bases 222 to 2708 code for a protein of 828 amino acids. NCBI's taxonomy places the organism in Eukaryota, Fungi, Ascomycota, Sordariomycetes, Xylariales, Hypoxylaceae. The transcript has 7 exons. Gene Ontology annotation, biological process: microtubule-based movement. The record is from RefSeq and is a predicted model, not a curated record.
UAUCAAUCACAUUCAAUCUUAUCCGUGACAACGUCGCUUUCGUCACUUUCGUCGUUUUCGUCGUUACAUGGAAGGAUAGUAUAGCUUCCAAACCUACGUUAAGUAUCACUCGGCUUGAAUGCUAUUAGUCUUUAAGCUUGUCGCGUGCUAUUUUAUAGCUUGAUAUUCUAUUUUGUUUCUUCGAGUACCCAAAUUUCACCCGCGCCUCGAGAAUCACCAACAUGGAGGAAAACGCGCAACAUCGAACAACUGGCCUUCAAAAGCCAACGACGCGAAUCCCCCAAUUCUCGACGUCUGUCUCCAACGGCAGCGGUCUGCACGAGAUGACUAAUUCUCAGACCAACAUGCGCCAACCAGCUUCGUUGAUGCCCGCCUCCAACAGUAGCUUGAAGCGCGGAGUACCGACUCCAGCCGUACAAUCUGAUGCAAAGCGAAAACCUCUAUCCAAGAGAGCCGGCGAAUUUCCAGAUAAACCUAUUAGCACCUCCCACCUCCCUUCGCAGAAUAUCAAGGGUGUGUCCCUUAGAGACACGGCACGACCUGGCGCCCCAGGAUCCCGACACACUUCCACCAGUAGCUACUCCUCCAAUAAUAGCAACUACACCAUGAGCGUAGGCUCCGGUGUUCGCCCUCCCUCCCGAUCGCAAAUCGCACACAGCCGAGCACGGUCGACUACUAGACUUGGACGACCCGCGACGUCUAUGGGUACGCGCGAGGGCACACGCCAGGAAACACGCGAGGAAGUACAGCAACAGGGCAACAAUGUUUCGGAGAUCGAAGAGAAAAUCCAGUCGAUGGAUACCGAAUUCCAGCGGCUCAGAGAGUUCAUGAACUCCACCGAGAAGAACAGCGUGAAUGUGAAGGAAGAGCUCGAGAUGGCCAAGAAACGAGUGGCGGCCCUGGAGGACCAACGAUCCGACUUGCAGGCAGAGAAAUCCAAGGCGAUGGACAGAUUGGCCGACGCCGACCGUCAGAUUCGUAUUCUAACUUUGGAUAUCGAAGAUCAGCAACGACGGCAUGAGAAGUAUUGUGAAGAUCUAGUCUUGGAUCAUGAACGAAUGAUGAGAGCCAAGGUCGAUGAUUAUGAGCGUGAAAUGGACAAGGCAGUCAAGAUUCAGCGGGAGUUCGAGGACAAGUGCGGCGCUCAAGCCGAAGCCCGGCUAGAAAAUCUUUCGCGUGAGAAUAAGGAGCUUCGUAGUAACUUCGAGUUCCAGAAGCGAGACCAUGAACGCGAACUUCACAGACUUAACAUAGAUAUCGAGAGACAGUCUCUCCGAAUGAAGGAGUUUGAGGAGAGUUUGAAGAAAUCGGAAGAAGAGCAGAAAGCCCUUCAGGCCACCAUCGACGAAAAUCUCAAGACGAUCGACCGCUUAAGAAAGAGAGCCGAAGAUGCCGAAGAGAGUCUCUCCAAAGACAAAGGCCAUCUGGGCGGACAGAUCAGCCUGCUAAGCCAGAAGUUAGACUUCAGUUCCGAACGCAUCCAGAGUCUAGAAGAACAUAACAAGGCUGUUCAGUUGGAGUGUGAGAAGAAGAUGCAAGAGAUGCAACUCUCAGCACAGAAAAGGAUCGACGAGGAGACGAGGCUACUUCGAGACAGGCUCAUCAAGGAGGAGGAACGACGCCACAAACUCUUCGAGCAAGUACAAGAGUUGAAGGGGAAUAUCCGUGUCAUGUGUCGAAUUAAACCUCCCUCGGAUCCUGAAGGUGACGCUCUCAUCAAGUUUAACCCACGAGCAAGCGAACUCGACGAAGACAAGAUCGACGGACUUCUCAUACCGACAGAGCGAGAGGACUUCAGGGAACCAGGCAAGAUGAUCCCCGGCAAACCGAAAGAGUUCAACUUCGAGCGCGUGUUCGACGACCAAUGUACCAACAAAGACGUAUUCGACGAGAUUAGUCAGCUCGUGCAAUCUGUCAUGGAUGGUAAGAAGGUCUGUAUCUUCUGCUAUGGCCAAACCGGUUCGGGAAAGACGUUCACAAUGAGUCGAAAAGGUGAUGGCAUCAUCCCCAGAACGCAGGAUAUGAUAUUCGGCGAGGUCGAGCGACUGAAGGCGUUGGGCUGGGAGUACACGGUCGAGGGCAGUUACUUGGAAGUCUACCAAGACAAGCUGUAUGAUCUCCUUGCAUCGCGCAGUGCCAAGCCCGAGCCCCUGAGCGUAGACCCGAUAAGCGAGGAACUCAACAUUAAGGGCCACAGCUUCACGCUCCUACAGGAGCAAAAAGACCUCGACGAGAUGGUCCGAACGGCAGAUAACAACCGUCACACCGCGGCAACAGCAAUGAACGACCGCUCCUCGCGAUCCCACUCCAUCCUCGUCCUAAAGAUUAUCGGAACCAAGAAGAACGAGGAGGGAGAAAUCAUCAAGACCCGCAAAGGCACUCUCAACCUUAUCGAUCUGGCUGGAUCGGAAUCCCCCGACAAGACCCGUAGCGAACAGAUCUACCGUGAAGGCGUCGAAAUCAACUCCUCACUGAGUUACCUCCGUACCGUCCUCGCGAGCUUGGGUCAGGGUAAGACCGAAGGUAUCGACUUCAGGAGCUAUACCCUUACUCAGCUCCUGAGACCGAGUCUAGGAAAAGGGUGUAGGACCCUUAUGUUUGUUAUGGUAAGCCCGCUUAAGGUUAAUGAGAACGAGACAGUGCGGAGUCUAGAGUUUGCUCGAGAUGCCCAGAAAGUUAAGAUGGGAGGGGCGAAGGGGAAGAAGUGAACUGUGGUGGCCAGUGUUAUUAAACACUUAACCGAGUCUUUAAAUCCUCGACACCUUUAUAGGGUUUGUCGAGGAGGCGAUUAUAGAGGUUAAGUAAUGCCUGGUUAAGAAAUAGGUGUCAGGCGUAAGGGUAUGAUAAGUUAGGGUAUCGAAAGUUGGUAAGGCGUUCUCGUCGCCAAUUUUUUAGGAAUAGGGCACGCGGCGUUGAGAUAGGCGUUCCUGUCGGAUUCAUCCGGCGACGACGAUGAGGAGGCGGCCCCGCCCCCCUCCGCUCUUGUUUUAUAUAUGGUGUUGCGGCUUGAGAAGGGCUAUAUUGAAUUCAUGAUGAUUAUGCCCCCUUUCCCCGGUCGCUAAUUCGCGAGGUUGUGAAAUGCGCCGCCUGUCCGGCCAGGCGCGCCGAAAUAUCUGCGACGCCUCCAAGUAGGAGCGCGCCGCGAGAUAAGGGCGUGUUGACGCCGUUGUAAUUUUUUUAAAUGAAUAUAAUUGUUUAAGAAUUAUUGUUUGUCGCGAGACGAGCGCAGCAAUCGUCUUCUUCUUCGUUAUCGGAUAUAAUAUUUGGGUGUGAAUAAAACGGUUCACUUACAUAUUAAUCGUGAACACGAAAAAUGUUGUGGAGGGAAAGAAAAGAAAGUGGAAGUGGGACGGUUGAGGAACGAGAUAUAUAGUAGGUGGUGACCACGCUCGUGCAGUACUGAUUGUG